AUGACAGCUCGCAGAAAGAAUGAGUUCCCAGAGCAAAAGGAGAAAAGGUUAGCUAAAAAUAGAUCUUAUAAAAAAUUGCAAACUGACAAUAAAAGACAAAUUAGACUUCAAUGGGAUAGUGAGUCCAAAAAACGCAAGCAGUCACUAGAAACUGGCAGUGAAAGAGAAAUUAGACUUCAGAAAGAAAGGGAGUCCAAAAAAAGAAAGCGUUCAGAGGAAAGUGACAGUCAGAGAGAGUUGCGACUUGAGAAAAACAAACUUUGUCAAAAGCAAAAACGUUCACAGCCUCAAUGUGAAAUGAACCAACAGGAUUAUUUAAAUAUGUUUGAUAGCACUCAAAAUGGUGGUAUUGAAGAACAAUAUUGGACAAAAGCUAACAUUAACAAAUUUCACAAGUCUGUGGACUAUGUUGUAAGUCAAUGUACAGUAUGUAAGGAGGCACGGCCUUUGAAAUCUAAACCUAGGUCACAUUAUGUGUGUUCACGAUGCUUUACAGAUAAAAAAUCUCUUUGUGAAAAUUCUAUGAUACCUUCACAUGUUCCAAAUGAAUUAAAAGAUUUAACUCAAGUUGAGGAAAUGUUAAUUGCUCGUGCUUUGCCUAUCAUGCGAGUUUAUAUUAAACCAGGUGGUCAACGAGGUUAUUCAGGGCAUUGUAUUAACUUGCCACAAAAUGUUACAGAACUUGCAACAUCUUUGCCAAGAUACCCCAAAGACUUGGCUGUGAUUAUUGUAAAGGUAAAAGGUAGAGAAAACACAUUCAAAGAUGUGAGAGUGCGAAAGCAAAAAGUGCAUGAUGCUUUAAUUUGGCUUAUCAAUAAUAACCCAUAUUAUACUAAGUUAUUAAUUAAUCAAGAUGCAUUAAACUUAUUACCUGAGAAUGGUGUACCACCAGAUCUUAUGACUGUGGAGACUGAUGAUGAUAUAGUCUCGGAUAAAGAUUGUUCUCCUGAUGUAGGUCCUUCUACUGACAAUCCCUCAGAGGACAUAGUGUAUAAUGACUCCACUGAAAUGAGUAGUUUUCUACCUGUUGGUGAACAACAACAACAGGAAGUUGAAGCUGUUAUAAAUCAGCUUACCGAAAAUGAUCCAAUGCAGUGGCCUUCAGUUGAAAAUGAGCCUUUAAACGAGUAUCAGGUAUCACAUCUGGCCACAAUGGCUUUUCCAACAUUUUUUUCUGAUGGAAAAGGUGACCCCACCAAUCAAGAACUCAUGAGGGAUGUUCCUCUUCAAGAACGAAUAAAGCAUCUUUUAAAAUUUGCCGAAAUUAUUGAUGGCAAAUGGGUAUAUCGUUUUGCCAGCCAUCCUAGAUUUUCUUAUUGGGAUUUUAACAUGAUUCAAAGAAAGCGAAUAUUACAGCAAAGUGGAAUAUUCCUGAAACAAAAUCCCGGUGAAGCACAUCUCACCAUUGAUGAACUGCGAGACAUGGCUGCCAGUAACAAUGCUAAUGUAUUUAUGUCUAAAGUAUCUAGAUAUGUCGGCAAUAUUGCUGGCACUAAUGCUUACUGGAAUAGAGUAAGAGAGGAACUCAAGGCAAUUGUAACUAGUAUUGGAGCAGCAACAUUAUUUUUCACAUUUUCUUCUGCAGAUAUGCACUGGCCUGAAUUACAUGCUUUAUUCAAAGCUGCUGCUGAUAGUGAGAUUGGUAAUUCUACCAGUGAGGUGAUGUAGAAGUUGCCAUCAAUCACGAUCUUUCAAACGUUAAUCAGUGGCUCUGUGCAAAUAAACUAUCUUUAAAUCUCGUUAAAACUGAGUACAUACUAAUUGGAUCACGGCAUAAUAUUAAUAAUAUAUUGGCUAUCCCAAAGGUAUUUGUUGGUGACAUACCAACUAAAAGGGUAAGAGAAACAAAGGCACUUGGAGUCCAUAUUGAGGAAUUUCUAUCAUGGGAAAAGCAUAUUGAUAAAAUUUCCAAAAAAGUCUCAUCCGGAAUUGGGGCAAUCAGAAAGUUAAAAUCAUGUGUAGACCGUCGUAAUACAUUAAUUUGUGCCUAUAAUGCACUUGUUUUGCCUCACCUUGAUUAUUGUUGCGAAGUUUGGGACACCAUUGGUGCCACACUUUCUGAUCGCUCCAGAAAUUACAAAAUAAGGCUGCUAGAGCUAUCGUGGGUCGUAAAAUGAACAUGGUCAAUCUGAACUUGCUCUAAAUGAAUUAAACUGGAAGCCUCUGAGCAAACGCAGAACCCAGUUUGUGGCAAGUCUUAUGUAUAAAAUUACUCAUGAUCUAGCGCCCUUACGACUUACUGAUAUUUUUCAAAAGACGUCUUCCUCCUAGCAUUAUAAUUUGCGGGACUCUUCCACUAAACUCCAUUUGCCGAAGCCUAAGACUAAAUAUCUUAAAAAAAGUCUUAGCUAUAGAGGGGCUAAACUGUGGAAUAGUCUCCCAAAUGAAUUAAGAGGAAAAGAAUCACUAGCUAUAUUCAAUAAAAACGUAUGACACCUGGCUACUAAUUAGAGUUUUCAAACCCAUAUUUACCUUGACUAUUUAAUCUAUUAAUAUUUACUAUUAUGUAUGUAUGUAUGUACUGUAUGUACUAUUAUCUAUUUAAUUAUGUAUGUAAUUGUAAUAACUGAAUGUAAGUAACUGUAUUUGUAUGUUUAAUUUUUCUAAAUUUUUAAUGUAAAUUUGAAUUUAAUGCUACGCCCCCCUUGGAAAUCAGCUUUUCCUGUAGGGGUUAGCGUAGUAAAAUAAAGUUUUGCCUACCUACCUACCUACCUACGGCAAAAUGUUAUUAACAAUCCCCAUGUCGUAGAUUGGUUUUUCAUCCAAAGAUUAGAAAGCUUUGUAAAACACUGGCUUUAUGAUACACUUGGUGCGAAAUAGCACUGGUUUAGAAAUGAAUACCAAGGUAGAGGUAGUAUCCACUGUCAUGGUACUGCUAAACUAAAUAAUGACCCAGGUUUGUGUCAACUUACCCAGACUGCUUUGAAAGGUUUCUUAGCUCAAAAAUUUAAAGAUGGAAAUGAUUGUUCUGACACAACUGAACUAGACCAGGAUAUUGAAGCUGGUCAGAAAGCAGCUGACACAGUAUGUCAGUAUGUUGAUUGGUUAUUAUCAACUGUCAAUCCCAAUCCACCAGAUGAGGACAUGUGGUAAGACCUGAGGUUCAUCCAUGUCAAAGAAGUCAUGAUGACAUUCCUGAACAUGAAAAACAAUCAGAUUAUGUAGAUUUAUUAAACAUGGUUCAACGACACACUCGUUGUAGUACAAGUUAUUGUCUUAGAAAGAAGUCAAACGAAACAGACUUGAAAUGUAGAUUUCAUUUCCCUUUUGAUAUUUGUCCUAAGACAAAAUUAGAAUUUGAAAAAAUUCAUACUUCAGGUGAUAAUGAACAUUAUCGAGCUAAGAUUGUGACUAAACGAAAUGAUUCAUGGUUAAGAGCGAAAAAUAGAUUUCGUUCAUAUUUUGCUCAAAUUAAG
Molecule: messenger RNA, 3416 nt
Organism: Paramuricea clavata
Lineage: Eukaryota; Metazoa; Cnidaria; Anthozoa; Malacalcyonacea; Plexauridae
Source: the annotation of a GenBank genome assembly